UUAACGGCCUGUUAACUGCUUCGUUUCUUGUGGUUGCGUUCAAGUGAAGACAUAACUGCACCUCUGAAGCACUGGUGUAUGGUGGAUUGUGAACAGAAUAUGCUGACCGAAUGAAAAGACAAAAUAUUUCAUGAAUAAAGGAAACCCCCCUGACAUACUAUAUUACAUCAGUCCAUGAAAAGCGAUGUAAAUACCAUACUGUAAGUGUGUGUGGAAGAGAGAAGGGGAGAGAGACGGAGUGACAGCACGUACACACAGGUCGGCCACACCCCCAGCUGAUCCAACACCCGCCUCCGUCACCUCCUCUCCCGUGCGGUGCACAGCCCGCCUUGGGAUCCUGCGACAGCACCGCCGCCGGGCACUUGGGGAUAACUCCACUAAGAAAAAAAAAACUUCGACGAGAAACAGCAACAAGAAGCCUACAUGAGUGACUACAUCAAGAGUGAAGGUGCUGACGAGACACGCCCGACAAGUCGCUGAUCGGAGCACCCUCACGCCCACGCCGAAUCCACUCCCACGCCUCAGAAUUCAAUAGCAGAGUGCCAGCACCUCCGCCACCAUGACCGAGGUGAUCCAGGGAGGGGUGGAGUACCCCGCCACGCCGCACUUCCAGCCCCCGCCCGAGCUGCCGCCAGAGUUCCCCGACGACGGUCCCUCGACGCUGCUGCCAUGCACCAUCUGCAACCGGACCUUCAACCCGCAGGCCCUCGACCGCCACAGGAGGGUGUGCGAGAAGCUGUCCACCAAGAAGCGCAAAACUUUUGACUCGACGAAGCAACGCGUAGAAGGCCUGGACGUCUCGCCGACCUCCGUGGGCCGAGGGAAAGCCGACAGCAAGAGCAGCCAGCCGCCCAAGAACAAGUCCAAGUGGCGAGAGAAACACCAGGAGUUCCUGAGGGCCAUCCGCGCCGCCAGAGGAGCGCCGAACGACGGCGAGAACGGCCCCGGAGCCCCCGUGUCCACGAUCCCGUCCGACUACGUCCGCUGCCCGCACUGCGAGCGGCACUUCGGCCCCAAGUCCGCCGACCGCCACAUCAGCUGGUGCCGCGAGCAGAGCACGAGGCUGCCCCGCUCGCCGGCCAACAACGAAGCCGUGGAGCGCCUCAAGAACCGCACGAAGUACGUGCCCCCGAAGCCUGGGCAGAACGGAUGGCGAGCACCGAAGAAAAGCGAUGUCAUAUCGUCCAUCCCUCCUCCCAGCUCUGGCCCAACGCCCACGCCCUUGCCUCUGGGCAUGAGAGAGCUGAGUCCACCCCUCAGCGGCCGGCAGACAAGUCCAACGAGAUCCCUGGGGCGACAUACCAGUCCGCCCAUACCUUCAGGUCGACACAUGAGCCCCCCGCCCAUGCAGCACUCCUCCCGCCGGACCUCCACCUCCUCCGUGUCCUCCUUAGGGCGCUCGGGAUCCAUGUCUCUUGGACGCUCCGCCGGCAAGCAGUUUUCAGCUCUCCUUAAGUCAGUGACGGGGUGCAGCUCAGGAUAUGGGUCUUCCUCGGGAUACGGCCAGUCGUCAGGCUACGGCCAGUCCUCACGCUAUGGCCAGUCUUCGGGCUACGGCCAGUCCUCCGGGUAUGGCCAGUCUUCCGGCUACGGCAUGUCCUCAGGCUACGGACAAUCCUCAGGCUACGGACAGUCUUCGGGCUACGGACAGUCGUCGGGCUACGGACAGUCCAGCGGCGGAUACGGCCUGUCGCGAAUGCAGGUCGGCAGGUCGUCCUUCUCUGGCGGCAACCCGUCGCUCGUCCGCCAGGGCUCGCUGAGGUCUUCCCUGCGUCGCACGGCCGGGAGCAGCACCAUGGCCCGCCACCGCGACCUCGCCUCCGACAUGAUGGCCAGUGUGUGUAUCAGCGGCAAUCCGAAACGCGGCGAACCGGAGGGCGACGAAGCCGACGAGACGCCGCCAUCUUGUUCCUUUUUGAGAGAGGAUAAUUAUAAAAAACCCGAGGAAACCCCCUAUGACCCCUUCUCGGCAGCAGAACUGCAGAUGCAAGCGCUGAUGGGGCCCGCCACCUCGUCCCCGUCCCCCUCCAAGAAGAGCUCUGGCCUCGGGGCGAUGGGGCUCGGGAUGGGGGUGUCCCUGGCGGACUCCGUCAGGACGGAGGGCACUGGGAGGGAGUCGCCUGACUUUGAGUUCAGCCUCGGUCUCUUCGAGGACGAGAAGGAGGGUCGCCUUUCUAGGGAGAAAUCUCCGGAACAUGGGUUGUUGAGUUCAAGUGUAGGAAAUGGGUAUUCGUCCGUGAGCAAUGGGUUGUCUGGGCGAGAUUAUUUACCCAAAGGGAUUGGUUCACCCUCUCCGAGGAGGGCUAAUGAGGGCAGAUGGUCUUGGGAGAAUUCAAGUAACGCGUCUCCAGAGCGAACAUCGCUUGGGCUUACAUCUUCAUUGUUCAGGAAACCAUCGUGGUCAUCAUCACCCAGGGAAACCUUAGCUGACACCCCGACACGUGAAUCACCUUCAUGGUCUUCACUCAUGCAGAAGUCUGCCACGAAAGACGGUCACAAUUGGUCAUCAUCCACACGGGAAUCGCCCUCCCGAGACACACGCAGUUGGUCCUCGCCUGCUAGGGAUAGUAACCAUCAGGAUAGUCAGUCGUAUGGUAGUCACAGAUGGUCAUCGCCUUCUCGUAGCAGUCCUUCGAGAGAUGACGCAAAUCUGGAUAGUAAGUCACUUAAUAAUCAUAGAUUGUCUUCGCCAUCUCGCAGUAGCCCAUUAAGGGAAAAUAGUAAUCAAGACAAUCAUUCAAAUAGUCAUAGAUGGUCGUCUCUCAGUCCGGCAAGGGACACUUUGGAUCAAGACACACAGUCCCUUGGUAGUAAUAGGUGGUCGUCCCCUUCCCGAAGUAGCCCCACAAGGACGACCAGUGCGUUAGACUCCAGCCAGAGGGCGUCAACUGCACGUGAUGUAGAGGGCUCAUCUUCCCAUGGUAGUUAUAAUCGGUCUCCAUCUCGGGACAGCAAUAAUACAACAUCGUUAUCCACGCUUGAUGUAGACAGAUGGUCCUCCCCAACCCGAGACACCCCCACCCCCGCCACCCACUCAUCCCCCAGGACAACGGUCAAGAGAUGGAGAGACACAGGGAACAGCGAAACGUCUUCGGGCUGGAGUGCGGAUGCCUCCAGCGGCCUGGGGACCCACAGCAGCACAUACAAUCGGUACUUGAGCGGCUCCUCCACGAGCUCGUCGGCCAAUCCAAGGGGGCUCUUAUCAUCAAUGGAUUCGGCUGGGCUCUCUGGCCGAGCCUCUUAUAGUGACAGCAUAAGCAAGUCUUCAGGUUUUGAGACUUAUAGAGCAAAUAGUACUUCCAAUGACUGCAGUCCAGACCCUGAUAAGAAAUCAUUUGAUAGCGAGAACGAUGCCCAGAUGCGGGUGUCGAGUGGGUCUUCGUCGGAUUCCUCCUUGCCGCCGCUGUCGUCCCCGUCCAGCUCCGCGUCCCCGGCUGGCAUGGGCAAGGCAGACAGUGCGUCGUCGUCCAUGGGAAUGCCAAGGUUCUGCCACGAGUGCGGCCACAAGUAUCCGGUCCUCAUGGCGAAGUUCUGCUGCCAGUGCGGAUCUAGGCGAAUUAGUGGGGACAAGUAACAGGGAUUGAGACAUCAACAUAUACAUCAAAUAUCAUGAUGUUCAUUCGUCAUUCAUAACUUCCAUUUGUCAUAUUCCAUGCAGUUUACAUGUUGUCAUACACGAAAACAGCAUUUUCCCAUCCAUUGUGUUAUUUCAGCUCAAAGUGCAGGUAAUAUAAUAUCAAAAUGAGUUUGGUUGCUGCAAACAGUUAUUGUAACCUAAAAGUCUACUUGCAAUCGCGAUAUACAAGUGGUUUUACACUGUCAUUCUCUAAGUACUUUGCUUUGCUAAGUUAUUUCCAUUAAAUGCCCAAAUUAGAUCAUUCAUCUUCAUUUCAUAAGAAAUAUUCAUGACAUAUGGUUGUCUGUGUGGGAUCUAUCACUUUCGUCAUAAAGGAAAAUGUAUGAAUAUAAGUAUCUGAACUUUUAAUUUUUCCAUUACUAAUACGUUUUUGUAUAAAAAGCAGGUGACAUUAAGUUCUUUUUUGGCCUAACAUUUAUCAUCAAUAACCAUGUAUAAGAUAAGUAAACUUCGAAAUAAAUAAAACUUGAUUUUGAUACGUUCAUGCCAUUAUGCUUUAAGAAAAGCUUUUGGUAGUUCUAAGAAGCUAGCUUCUGCUGCACUGCCGUCUGUAGUUCAGGUCAUAUUGGUUAAGAAAAAUAUUGAAGGAAUUAUUGCAGACUAAAACCUCUGGCUUGUCUGUAGUCAGUAGAGCUAAGACACUCAAUUAUAAUAACACUGUUAUUAUAUAAUAUGUAUGGUAAACCAGAUCCCUCUAUUUGUUUAUGCAGUAAUAUAUAUAUAAUUGCAGGUCGUGCACACACACACACACACACACACACACACACACACACACACACACACACACACACACACACACACACACACACACACACACACACACACACACACACACACACACACACACACACACACACACACACACACACACACACACACACAGGUAUCUAUAUAAAAGGUUAUGAAAUAUUUCUUAGAUUUUUUUUGUCAUGAAUUCCAUGACAACAGCAUUAACUGAAAUAUUUUUCAUUAAUUUAUCAUACAAAAUCUCAAAAGCUCUAUCCUGCUGACAAGAGGAGGGUUUCUCUGCAGAAAUGACAGCCUUUGUUAUUAUUAUCAGCACGGUAAUCGGAAGAUUGUGCAAGUACAUUUUGAAAUGAUUGUUUUAGUAAAUAUCCGUGGAUAUUCGGAUACGUUGAGAUUUACGUCUUAAAAUGUCAGUGAUGGUCGUUGCAUAUUUUCUAUUAGUAUCUUAAUUUUGCAGUGCUUUUUUGAUAAAAGAAAUCAUGAAACAACCACCUGAGUCAAAUAAUCCAUUAUGGUGCUUUUAUCUCUUCUGUUUUUCGCGUAAACUAUUUGUUCAUUUGCUGCAUAUGGCAGAUGAACAUUUAUAUUUUAACCCAAAGAUAACAGUAUCACUGAGUUCUACUUUCUUUUUUCUCAUGAUGAGAUGCAGAUAACUGUAUCAUAUUGUACAGAAUUUUAUAUCUUUGAUCUGUCUAGCCAGCUCACAUAAUAUGCAUAUAUUACAUACUGGCUUGUAGUUCUUCCAGAUGUAUUGCAGGCUGUAGUACUGGGCAGUAUUCGUGCCUCUGCUAAUAAAACGUUUUUACGUAGAACUAAA
Molecule: messenger RNA, 5201 nt
Organism: Penaeus monodon (black tiger shrimp)
Lineage: Eukaryota; Metazoa; Arthropoda; Malacostraca; Decapoda; Penaeidae
Product: hornerin-like
Exons: 13
Coding region: 560-3574 (1004 amino acids)
Source: RefSeq, a predicted model, not a curated record